AACUUAGAAAUUAACUAUACACUAUUGAGAAUUUUCCUUUAUCUUCCUUUCAAAAUUCUUCAACAUUCUUUAAGAUGAAUAUUAACUUUGCAUUUUUGGCCAUUUUCCUUGUUAUAUUUUUCAGCUUGGAUUUUGUUCAUGGUUUGUCUGUGAAAAAAGUGAUUGAUUCUCCUCUUUUAACAGAGAAGAUUGACACCAAUCGUACAAUAAUAGUAGAUGUUAAUGGCCAAGGGAAUUUUAAAUCUGUUCAAGCUGCAAUUAAUUCAGUUCCAGAUGGGAAUUCUGAUUGGAUUAUUAUCCAUGUUAGAAAAGGGACAUAUAGAGAAAAAGUCCAUGUACCAACAAAGAAACCCUACAUUUUCAUGAGAGGCAAUGGAAAAGGUAGGACAUCAAUUGUAUGGGCAGAAAGUUCCACAGACAACUCCAAAUCUGCAACUUUCAGAGUUGAAGCUCCUAAUUUCGUUGCCUUUGGCAUUAGUUUCAAGAAUCAAGCACUAAAUGGUGUAACUUCUACCUCACAAAACAAAUCAUCAGUAGCAGCUUUGGUUGGAGCAGACAAAGUUGCCUUCUAUCAUUGUGCAUUUUUGAGCUCUCACAACACUCUCUUUGACUAUAAAGGCAGACACUAUUAUGAUGAUUGUUACAUUCAAGGUUCCAUAGAUUUCAUCUUUGGCCGUGGCCAAUCUUUAUUUCAUAGCUGUGAGAUAUUUGUAAUUGCAGAUAGAAGGGUAGAGAUUGAGGGUUCAGUGACAGCACAAAGUAGAUAUAGUGCCAAAGAAAACAGUGGUUUUGUGUUUGUAGAAGGAAAGGUGUAUGGAAUUGGAGGUGUGUACUUAGGAAGAGCCAAAGGGGCUUAUUCCAGGGUCAUUUUUGCACAUACUUACUUGUCUAAGACAAUUGUACCUCAAGGUUGGACUAAUUGGAGCUCUCCAGGAUCAACAAAGAAUUUAUAUCAUGCUGAAUACAAGUGCUAUGGACCAGGGUCUGGUACAGAAGGUCGUGCCCCAUGGUCAAAGCAAUUGAAUGACAAAGAAGCCAUGCCAUUCCUCUCCGUAAAUUUCAUCCAAGGCAAAGAAUGGCUCCUAGCUUGGCUUUAAAAUUGAUUAUUUUUGAAGAUUACAAAUUCUCUUUUUCUUCUUCACACCAGAGACUUUAAUUUGCCUCUUUGGAAUGAUAAGAUAGACGAAUAUAUAUUAGUUAAUCAUACUAUUUAUUAGCCAUGAAGUGCAUCUUGUGUUAAUUAUGAUGCCUCUGGCUAAACCUUUUUGUUAUUGAAACAGUUAGUGUAAAGUUUCACACUGAAUAUAUAGUGAAUAAUUACACAUCUAUGGUUAUAGUUACAGUUACUUAAUGUA
Molecule: messenger RNA, 1355 nt
Organism: Nicotiana attenuata
Lineage: Eukaryota; Viridiplantae; Streptophyta; Magnoliopsida; Solanales; Solanaceae
Product: probable pectinesterase 67
Exons: 5
Coding region: 75-1097 (340 amino acids)
Biological process (GO): cell wall modification
Molecular function (GO): pectinesterase activity
Source: RefSeq, a predicted model, not a curated record